Capronia epimyces CBS 606.96 is the source of this 2781-nucleotide messenger RNA. RefSeq names its product STE/STE11 protein kinase. The coding region runs from base 1 to 2781 and encodes 926 amino acids. The transcript has a single exon. NCBI's taxonomy places the organism in Eukaryota, Fungi, Ascomycota, Eurotiomycetes, Chaetothyriales, Herpotrichiellaceae. The record is from RefSeq and is a predicted model, not a curated record. Gene Ontology annotation, molecular function: ATP binding; protein binding; protein kinase activity. Gene Ontology annotation, biological process: protein phosphorylation.
AUGUUGGCCUCUAAAUCACCUUACCUCGCGAAUGUCUCGGCCGCUACUCAGCAAAUACCCAUCCGCAACUUCUCCGACGGAUCACAAAGAACACAGCUGUCUUCGAUGGCUCUACCAGACGGACUCUUCACAUCUCCAACCGACUCAGAGUUUUCUGGUGUCUAUGACGGACUGGACUCAAUCCGAGCAUGGGACGAGAAACAGGUGGGAGAAUGGCUACACUCGAUCCGCUGCGGACAAUAUGAAUCGCUGUUCAAGACGAACAACUUCACUGGUGAAAGCCUAUUGGAAUGUGAUCAGAAGAUCUUGUCCGAGAUGGGAAUCAAGAAAAUCGGGGACAGAGUACGAAUCAAUGUUGCAAUAAAACAACUUCGCAACAAGUCUUCGUUGCUGCGCACCAAGAAGAACCGGGAUUCUCUCGCAAUUCUUGAUGGCUUCGCAGCUACUCCUUCAUCCUCCGACUCUCCUCGAACCCAUGGAUCUAGGUCACAGGCGGGGAGCGCCAAGCGGUUUUCUCGCCAGCUCGAUCCAGCAGUACUGCAAAACUUCAACUCUGCCAGCACAGGGUUCAAGGUCGGGUCCAGGCCAAGCUCUCCACAAGCCGAUAUACAUAGUGCUGGCUUGAGGUCUCAUCGGUAUGCUGGAAGCCCCAUGGAUGCCGGGAGGAGCAACCCGGGCACUGGUUAUUUUAGCCAGCCAGGUUCAGCCAACUCCACAUCUGGAAGACGUCCGGAGACACCCCAGCUCGCGAGUCAGACUACCCGAGCCGCUCACUUGCGACAAAACUCUAGUGUUGACGGGCUAACUCCCGGCGGAUUGCCCACCGGGUCACCGGUCAUCAAAAUCAUUCACAAUGGUGGCCAAACCAAAGUUGUCAACAUCAAAUUCUGCAGAAACGCCGAUGAAGUGACUUCGACCGUGCUCAAGAAAUUGCUCCUUCCAGAGACACACUUUCGCAACUAUUGCUUUUACGUCCUCAACGGUCUUGAACCUGAACCGGCCAAUUGUCGUCGAGUCAGCGAUAGCGAGCUUAUGAGGAUUUGCAACGAAUCGACGCGAUCAGAAAGAAACAGGCUCAUCCUGCGCAAGAUCAACGAUGGCCCACCUGACCUGGAGGAGAUCCGCAAGGCUGCGAAAAUCGCGGCCGAUGAAUCGCAAGUCCUGCAUAACAACGCAUUGAGCACCAACAACAUGCGCAAUCAGAUCAAACUUCAAAAGCUGACUGGAGAAUCCUGGCAUCAUAUUCAAGCGCCAAUCUCUCCAGUCACCACAACCGACAGAAAUCACAACGUCAUAGCGACGGCGGAUGAACAGGAUCGGCAAGAAGCACAACGCCUGAGAGCCUCGAGCCAGCAGAGCACGAAGCUCCGCUCAUUCUUUGGUGCUCGACCCCCGAGCGAGAUGAUCGUCCAGGAGUUGACCUCAUAUUUCCCUGCUCAUCAACGUGAGGACAUCGAGAAGACGAUGAGGCUAUCAGUACGCCGCUCGCAGCGUAUGAGCCGGGCAGCAAGCCGGCUGAGCGUGAUGAGUAAUGUCAGCUAUGCGUCGAGCCUGAAGGAUGCUCCACCAGUACCUAGUAUCCCCAGUAUCGCCGACUCCUGGCUCGCUCAAGGCGGAACCAGUUCUCGAGCACCUGCAGGCAGACCGUUAUCGGUCAUGUCGACGAAGUUCAACCUUCCAAGUUUUGCCUUUAGAGAUUCUAUUGCGUCGUCAACCCUUCAUCCACUACAGGAGGAAUCGCCCGUUGAACCUAACCGGAAGUCAUAUGUUUCUUUUGAUAGCGGGUCCGACACGGCAGCUGGGAGUGAAGCCCCGAGAGGCAGCUAUUUUGACGAGAGCCCGGCUGGACUGAGUCCGGAUAAUCUCAACGAACGACUGUCCGUCAUUGUUGCCGAAGAUGGCGAGGAAGAAGACCAAGCAUUGACAUCCUUUCUCAACGGAAACAGCUUCGACAAGAACAACUGGAUGAAGGGCGAUUUGAUAGGCGAGGGGUCGUUUGGCAGUGUUUACCUGGCUUUGCAUGCUGUGACAGGUGAAUUAAUGGCUGUGAAACAAGUCGAGUUGCCCAAUGUGGCCAAAGGCACAGAAGGUGAUAAGAAGAAGACGGCAAUGAUCGCGGCGCUGAAGCAAGAAAUCACGUUGCUGCAAGGACUUCGUCACCCACACAUUGUGCAAUAUCUGGGCACAUCAUCCGACGAAGAGCAUCUGAACAUUUUCCUCGAGUAUGUCCCUGGCGGGUCUAUCGCAGGGAUGCUGAAGCAGUACAACACCUUUCAAGAACCGCUGGUGCGCAAUUUCACGCGCCAGAUCCUCGAGGGCCUCUCAUAUCUGCACGAGCAGAACAUCAUCCACCGGGAUAUCAAGGGUGCCAACAUUUUGGUCGACAACCGCGGCGCGGUCAAGAUCUCGGAUUUCGGCGUGUCCAAGCAAAUCAACUUCAACGGCAUGAGUGCCGCCCCAGGCACACGCACGUCGUUGCAAGGCAGUGUCUUCUGGAUGGCCCCUGAGGUCGUCCGGCAGAGCGGCCAGUCCAUCAAAUCCGACAUCUGGUCCGUGGGGUGUUUGGUGGUUGAGAUGUUUACCGGCUCCCGCCCUUUUCCUUCCAUGACGACCCUGCAGACAUUGUUUGCCGUGGGCAGCAACAAUGAGAAACCCUCAAUUCCAGACACCGCCAGUGAGGAUGCCAAAAAGUUCAUGAACAAGACGUUUGAGGUGGACCAUGAGAAGAGGCCGUCGGCGGAUGAGCUGUUGAAGGAGAAGUUUUUGCUGCCGAUGGCUUGA